AUGAAGAACAUCCCUUUGUCAGAUAUCCGAGAAUUUACAGCUUUCUGGGACGUUCGAUUCCAACCACCGUCUUGUUCAUCUCAGCUUUAUAGUACGGUUCCAAAAAAGGUGUUGGUGAGCUCAACAUCAACCGAAGCUCGACUUGACAGGUUUGAAAAACGAGGAAUGCAGAAGGAAAUUUCACCAGCGAGUGAUCAACAUUGGAUUAUGGACCAGGAAGAGAUUGGCGCCAAGGAAGAAAUUCGCCUGUGCAUUAACAAGGACAAUAUCCAACGAGAAGAAGCGCCGCGUCGUCAGUUAAAACGCGAAUGGACUUCACGAGCGAAGGAGCUUGAGGACAAGGACAAGGAUCCGAGAAAAGCCUUUGCUCUGCUAAGGCAGUAUAGAUGA
Messenger RNA from Necator americanus (New World hookworm), 390 nucleotides. RefSeq lists its product as uncharacterized. The transcript is spliced from 3 exons. NCBI's taxonomy places the organism in Eukaryota, Metazoa, Nematoda, Chromadorea, Rhabditida, Ancylostomatidae. The coding region runs from base 1 to 390 and encodes 129 amino acids. The record is from RefSeq and is a predicted model, not a curated record.